This is a messenger RNA of Lepus europaeus (European hare), 2131 nucleotides long. Its product is annotated as NXPE family member 1. The record is from RefSeq and is a predicted model, not a curated record. Lineage: Eukaryota; Metazoa; Chordata; Mammalia; Lagomorpha; Leporidae. Bases 157 to 1857 code for a protein of 566 amino acids. The transcript is spliced from 8 exons.
UUCUGCACACAAGAACUCACAGGCAUUUUUCCAACUGCGCAGACAGAGGCAGUCAUCGGAAGAGGUCAUUUGAUUGAUUUGAUUAAGUCUCUUCAUCUCCAGCACAUUCCUUGAUACCAGACACAUACUGGGAUACUUAUCAUACUCUCAAGCACAAUGCUUCACAAAUAUCCGAAGUUGAUAUGUCUCUUAGCAGCUAUUUGUGUACUUUGUAUAAUUUCUCAAAACUCCACAAAGUUCUUCAAAGAAGCUCUUCAGGAUCUUGACCCCACUUAUUCAAAAUUUCCAUUGAAGUUCUGCUCUUAUCUACAGAUUUGGAGUGCUAUAAAGUUACCCAACUCCCACUACUAUUCUAAUACCUCCAUGAUAUCCUCAUUCUCAAAAAUGCCAGUGAGCCCAGUGAAGUCACUAACAGAGACUGAGCUAAGAGUAAAGGAAAUCCUGGAGAAAUUAGAUCAGCUGAUCCCACCGAGACCUUUCAACCACGUGAAUACCACCACCAGUGCCACACACAGCACAGCCACCAUCCUCAACCCACGAGACAAGUACUGCGUGGGGGACCAGCUGGACGUCUUGCUGGAGGCAAGGGACCACUUGGGACACCGAAAGGAAUAUGGUGGGGAUUUCCUGAGGGCCAGGAUGUUCUCUCCAGCCCUGAAGGCGGGAGCCUCAGGAAAGGUGACCGACUUCAACAAUGGUACCUACCUUGUCAGCUUCACCCUGUUCUGGGAGGGCCAGGUCUCCCUGUCUGUUUUGCUCAUCCACUCCAGUGAAGGGGCAUCAGCUCUCUGGAGGGCAAGGAACCAAGGCUAUGACAGAAUUAUUUUCAAAGGGCAAUUUGUUAAUGGGACCUCCCAUGUCUUCACUGAAUGUAGCCUGACCUUAACCUCAAACACCAAAGGGUGCAAAUACUUGAAUGGCAGAGACCAAGAUGUCUUCUACUGCAUGAAACCUCCACACAUGCCCUGUGAAGCCCUAACUCAUGUGACAUCCAGGAAUCGGGAUAUUUCCUACCUUACCAGCAAGGAAAAAAACCUUUUUCACAGGUCCAAAGUUGGAGUUGAAAUAAUGAAAAACCAACAUAUUGAUGUCUCCCAAUGUAACACAGAGAGUAAAGAGGUAAAAGAGAAAUGCCAAAUUGGAAUGAAGAUCCCUGUACCUGGCGGUUACACUUUACAAGGAAGAUGGUUAACAACAUUUUGCAACCAGAUUCAGUUAGAUACAGCUAAAAUAAGUGGCUGCUUGAAAGGAAAACUCAUCUAUCUCAUGGGAGACUCUACGCUGCGUCAGUGGAUCUACUACUUACCCAAAGUAAUGAAAACACUAAAAUUCUUUGAUCUUCACGAAACUGGAAAUUUUAAGAAACAUUUGCUCCUGGAUGCAGAAAAACACACUCAGAUUCAAUGGAAAAAACACAGUCAUCCUUUCGUCACAUAUCAACUCUUCUCAGUGAUAGAUCAUGGCUACAUCCCUCGGGAAAUUGACCGGCUAAUAGGUGACAAGGACACAGUCAUCGUCAUCACCUUUGGCCAACACUUCAGACCCUUCCCCAUUGACAUCUUCAUUCGUAGAGCCAUCAGUGUCCGACAGGCUAUUGAAAGACUGUUCCUGAGAAGCCCAGCCACCAAAGUGAUCAUUAAGACAGAAAACAUCAGAGAGAUGCACGUUAAGGCAGAGGCAUUAGGAGAUUUCCAUGGUUACAUUCAGUAUCUUACUAUGAAGGACAUUUUCAAAGAUCUCAGCGUGGGAGUCAUUGAUGCCUGGGACAUGACCAUUGCAUAUGAUGCCAAAGAUCUCCACCCACCUGAUCAGGUGAUUGGAAAUCAGAUUAAUAUGUUCUUAAAUUACAUUUGCUAACACACACACACACACACAGUCACUAAGAAACAAUCUCUGCAAAUAACCCCAUAUAUAUUGCCAAAUGGUUCUGAGCAUCUGAGGAACUAGGAUGUCAAGUUCUGAAAUUGGGAUCACUUAACUUUGUCUGUAGAGGACUAGCUAAUAAAUAUCUUAGGUUUUUCAGGCCACAUGGUCUCUGUCACAACUGUCCAUGUCUGUCACUGGACUUCAAAAGCAACCAACAAAAGCAUGUAAACAGAUGGGUUUCAUAAUUUUUCAAUAAAACUUUAUU